Achroia grisella is the source of this 3760-nucleotide messenger RNA. RefSeq names its product ubiquitin carboxyl-terminal hydrolase 3-like. Gene Ontology annotation, molecular function: zinc ion binding; cysteine-type deubiquitinase activity. Gene Ontology annotation, cellular component: cytoplasm. Bases 185 to 1930 code for a protein of 581 amino acids. Gene Ontology annotation, biological process: protein deubiquitination. Lineage: Eukaryota; Metazoa; Arthropoda; Insecta; Lepidoptera; Pyralidae. The transcript is spliced from 11 exons. The record is from RefSeq and is a predicted model, not a curated record.
GUUCUCGCUCACUCUCAUUAGUUCUUAUGGUGGCUAUCGUAACAAUCGUAAAUCGUAUAAUUUUCGUGCUAGAGUAGACACCGAGAAGUGAUUAUUCUGUUGUAAUACUAAUUAAUUACUUAUAUGAUACAAAUUGCAGUCAAUAUUCUUUUUCUUAAUUAAUAGUUUGAGCGUAGCAUGAAGAAUGGAAUGUACACAUUUGUCAGAUAACGUCAAGGUGGAUACCGAUUACAUCGUUGAGGACAGCACGAUCACAAAGAACUUCAAUUGUUCAGGCUGUGGUGUAAAGGAACAAAAUUGGUUGUGUCUACAAUGUGGAGUUGUGAAUUGUGGCCGUUAUGUCAAUGGUCAUGCAAAGCAGCAUGCAGAGGACUCGGACCAUCAACUCUGUAUGAGUUGUGAUGUUUAUUCAGUUUACUGCUAUAAAUGCGACGAUUAUGUGUCGAAUGAUACAGAACAGCAAACAUUAGAUAAAGUAAGGCAAAGUAUUAUGCAGAGUAGGAGAGACAACAAUGAUAUUGAUGCAAAUAGUAAUAUUGAAGAAAAUAGUAAAGAUGGCAGUGAAGGUGGAAAUAGCUCUGUAUCCAACACUUCAGUUGCUCCCAGUGAGAAGCCUUUACAGUCCCCCAACAGCAUCAAAGACGAAAGUAGACCCUUGGGGGCGAUUGCAAACAAUUCAUUUAGUGACAUGUCACAGGAAAUUGAUGAAAGCAAACCAACUAAAAACAUGAAGAGUACUGAUGACCCAGUGCGUAGUUUAAGACCACGCUCUCGCAAACGAUCACAUUCAGAAGAAAGCAAUUCAACAGAUUAUAAUACAUCGCACGCAACUAGGAAUAAGGAAAAGAAAGUGUCCCCAUGCAAUGGGAAAAGUCAGAGAGAGAAGAAAAUUGUAGGUUUAAAAAAUUUAGGCAAUACAUGUUUCAUGAAUGCUGUGCUUCAGAGUUUGAAUAAUAUUCAAGAGUUUAGUUGCUACUUCAGCCAACUGCCGACUCUCGAGAUGAAGACGAAUGGCCGCAAGGUGUACCAUUCGAGAAGCUAUACGCGGCAGGAGAUGCACGAUGUCCUCAUGGCUGAGGAACUGAGAAAGGUAUUAAUAAAUUUGAAUAGUGGUUGUGGCUCCAAGGCAGCCAUUUCACCGGAGUGUUUGUUCCUGGUCAUUUGGAAGGUGGUCCCCAGGUUCCGUGGCUACCAACAACAGGAUGCGCAUGAAUUUCUACGUUAUAUGCUUGAUCGCUUGCACACUGAGCUACUGCAACUUCUGCCGCCGGAUCGCGCGGAAAGCGGUUUCGUGUCUAGAACGCCUGCUGCUGCCUCUAUAGUGACGGCUGUGUUUGGUGGCACGUUACAAAGUGAGGUGCGGUGCCUAGCCUGCGGGUCAGAAAGUAAGAAGUUCGACCCGUUCUUGGAUUUGUCACUGGAGCUGCCGGAGGCCGGUCGACAUGAGGCACCCGUCGCCCUCGCCGACUGCCUUGCUAGCUUCGUACAGGUUGAGGAGUUAGCAGACACGGAACGCUAUUUCUGUAGCAGCUGCAAGUGCAAACAGAAAUCAACCAAACAGUUCUGGAUCCGUAGACUACCAAAUGUCUUGUGUUUGCAUCUGAAGAGAUUCCGGUGGCAUAAUUAUUUCAGAACUAAGGUGGAUACCCGCAUAUCGUUCCCAUUGCGCUCACUAGACGUGUCAGCGUUCGCGGCGGGCGGCAGUAGUGGCAGUCGUACACACGGGCUUUACGAUCUGGCCGCCGUUAUUGUGCACCAUGGUUCUGGGGCUGGAUCCGGGCACUACACGGCGUUUGCAAUCAACGAAGAACAAUGGUUUCACUUCAAUGACCAGACGGUCCGGCCUGCGGAUGCGGCCGCGGUGGCGGCGUGUAAGCCCUAUAUCCUGUUUUACAUCCGACGGGAGCCGUCACUGCCGACCGCCUCGUGACGCCCGUACAAGCCAGCUCGCGGGUGCAUCUGUAACAGAAAUGCGCUCCAAUCAGCAACACAGGCGGAUGAGAACAACGCGUAUUUAUUUGUCAAGAAAUGACCGACACCAAAGCGUUUAUGAUUUAUCUCUGUGCUCGCAUGGGGUUGAUUAUUGUAGCUGAUAGUUUUUCAUUCACUGACAAGCGAAUAGACUCUGACAUAUAAUAUAAUACAUACUUGUGUAGAAACGAAACACUUCAGAGUAAUUCUAUUGCGAACAAAGGACAAGGCCAGUAUUCCUUAAUAAUGUUAACCUUUCUACUCAGGCAAUAUUUUUUUAUAUGCAAUCUAAAAGUAUUAGAUUCGAAACUUGGAAUGUAAAAUUACUACUUUGAAAGAGGUUUAAAAAAUCGAUAAAAUUAGAAAACAAUUUAGGUAGUCCUAGAAAGUAAUAUGCAUAGUACAAUUUAAUCGAUUUUAUAAGAUUUAUCUUCAGAAUUAUGUAAUUUUUAUUUCCUAUAUUUUCAGUUAAUUAUUUUUCUAAAUAUGCGCUAAGGGUUUGAAAGGUAACUAUAUAUUAUAAUAUAUUAUUCUUUUGAAGGACAAUUGGGUAGGCUUGCAUUUAGUUUAUAAAAUAAUAGGAUUGUCUUCAAUUCAUUUAUAACAUGUAAUUGUGAAUGCAAUAAAUUAUUGAGUAUGUAUCGAAUUUAAGUUUCAUGGAAAACAAGUAAUUGAGAUUCUGAAACUACCUCUUAAUGUGUGUGAAUUUUUUAAUACAAAGUAAUAAAUAAAAAAUAAUAUAAAUAUCCAAGUAAUAAACAGUGGUGCUUGCAUAGAUCACUGCUCUACAAAAAUUUUGUGAUCACCAUCUAUUUCUAUCUAUAUAUCAUCCAAAUGGCUUGAUUGAAAGUUUUUAGUGCAUUUAUUUUCAACGAUUAUUGUAUUCUUAUGUUCUAUGGAGGUAGCUAAAAUAAUUGUCAUGAAUGUUUAUUUAAGUCAAACUUAAUUAUUCCUAAAGUUAAAAGUAAGAAUACCUGUUUCAAUUAGUAAGCACUGAUCAUCUGAAUCAUGAUAUCCUGGCGAAUGUAAUCCUGUGACUCAGAGGCUUUGUCAACCGUCGACAAUGGGUUGAACACAACUUACGAUUGCCCACAUUUGAUCAGUAUUUUACAUAAUAUCAGUGAAUUUGUUCUCGCAAUAUUCCUAAUGAAUGUUUUCAUGUGAUAAUGCGUGCGUAACCUUCAUAUUGAAAUCACUCAGUGUAAUUAUGCUUUAUGAUUAUGAUCCACAAUUAGUAUAUAUAACUGUACCUCAUGUAGCACUGUUGGCUUCAUUGACAGAUCUUAAAAAUAAGUUGUAAGUUAAAUGAUGAAUACUCAUAUAAAAAUAAUUGACAGACGUUGACGAGUCAUUAAUAUUUAGAUUUGAGCUUAUCCAAAUAAGCAAUAUGCAUGAAAUUCAAUUUCAAAUGUACUUCAACUAUUUAUAUACCUAAUGUGUGAUAAUGAGUUAUUUGUAAUGCGAUGCGUUUGAAUACAAUUAUAAUAGGGUUAACGGUAGGAAAGGAGUAUUUGUGAAUAGAGGAUAAGUUCGCGCAAGUUCAUAUUUACAUACAUAUAUUACAUUCCUAUAACAAAUUAUGGGUUUACUAUGAAUUUAUUUUCCACUGCAUUAUACAAUGCGAAACGAGACACCAGUUUUGUGUAAACAAUGUGAUAGUAUAAAUCAUGUACAUAAUGAUGAUUUGAAAUGUGUCGUAUUUUCUUUUUAAGUACCUAAGUUGAAUAGCAAGUUUAUUUUGUUUAAGUACUUCAAUUACUGGAAGUUGAUAGUGAUUGAAUUUAAUAAA